AUGGCUUUGCUUCAUCCCUUAACCAGCCUCCUCCUCUUCCUUGCUGUGCCUCUUUCCUGGGCUGCAAACCAGUCCCCACUGCCCCCCAGCUCCCUGCCUGCCAUCCCGCCACUGCCCCUCCUGCAGGCCCUGCAAACGCAGGCACCAGGCAGCCGGGGCUGGCAAGCGGGGCCAGCAAGUGGGCAGCCACUGCGCUACAUGCUGAACCUGUACCGGAAUGCUGCUUGACCCCGCCGAAGCCGCAGCCUGGGCACCAACACUGUCCGCCUGGUCCGGGCCAGUUCCCACAGUGGUCAGCCCUGGGCAGGUCGCUGGUAUGUGCAGCCCCUCACCUACUACUUGGAGGGCCCUGUUCCCCACCCCCGCCACGGCUGGGCUGAAGCGGACAUCACCCCUUACCUGGUGCUGGGCAAUGGCAGUGCGGGAAGCCUGGUGCUGCAGCAUGUUUGUGUGCGUGCUGGCCGGGCGGGGGGCCGUGGCGCCACAAUGGCCCCCAGCCACCCCUUCCUCCUCCUCUACCUCAAUGACACCCGGGCUGGGCUGACACCUCCAGGGGCAGAGCCCCACCGGCACCGGCGUGACACGGGGAUGCUGGCUCACGACCUGCCUGGCUACCUGCGGGAGCAGGGAGGGGAGAAAAGCGACUGUUCCCUGCGCCCCUUCCCUGUCAGCUUUGCCCAGCUGGGCUGGGACCACUGGAUCAUCGCUCCCCACCGCUACAACCCACGAUACUGCAAGGGUACCUGUCCCCACCUGCUCCGCUACGACUACCAUGCGCCCAACCAUGCCGUGGUGCAGAGCUUUGUCCAUCAGCUGGUGGAUGCCAAUGUGCCCCGGCCUUCCUGCGUUCCCUACCGCUAUAGCCCCAUCAGUGUCCUCAUGAUUGAGCGCAACGGCGGCAUCCUCUACAAGGAGUAUGAGAACAUGAUUGCAGAGUCUUGCACCUGCCGGUAA
Messenger RNA from Tauraco erythrolophus (red-crested turaco), 954 nucleotides. Lineage: Eukaryota; Metazoa; Chordata; Aves; Musophagiformes; Musophagidae. The record is from RefSeq and is a predicted model, not a curated record.